AUGGAGUCUGUUGCCUCCAAUUCUAGUUCCCCAUCAAACCAUAACCACCACCAUCAUCACCCUCGGUUCAAACCCAGCCAACCUAUUUCAGACCGAAUAGUUCGAGCCCUCCGCCACCGCCUCCGUCUUCUCCACCGUUCAAGCUCAACCUUCUUCAUAUUUGGUGCCACCGGAAACGUCUACACAGUUAGCUUAUCCUCCACACCCUCAUGCACGUGCCCUGAUCGCACAACCCCAUGCAAACACAUCCUCUUCGUUUUCAUUCGAGUCUUGGGUGUGUCCCUCGACGAUGUGUGUCUAAGAAGAAGAACCCUUCGACCAUGCCAGCUUCAACGCCUUCUCAAUAUGCCCACGUUGCCAGAAGCAAUUGCAGGUGGCACCUUACGCCAAAGGUUUCACCAACUAUUCUUUGAUGGACGACAAGGAGGGUCAACAAGGCCAAGCAUAGAGAUGGAGGAUGGUGCAACGUGCCCGGUUUGUCUUGAGGAAAUGAAGAAAGAAGAAAAGUUGAUGGCAUGUGGAACAUGUCGUAACCCUAUUCAUGAAGAAUGCUUGGUGAGGUGGAAAAGAAGCAGGGGAAGAAGAACAGCUAUUUGUGUGAUUUGUAGAGCAAGGUGGAGGGAUAGGAUGGAACAGGAUAAGUAUCUUAACCUAUCUGCUUAUGUUAGCGAGGUUGAUAUGGCUCAGCCCAGUGGGGGUCUUUGCACUGGCUAA
Gastrolobium bilobum is the source of this 714-nucleotide messenger RNA. RefSeq lists its product as uncharacterized. The record is from RefSeq and is a predicted model, not a curated record. Lineage: Eukaryota; Viridiplantae; Streptophyta; Magnoliopsida; Fabales; Fabaceae. Gene Ontology annotation, molecular function: zinc ion binding; ubiquitin protein ligase activity. Bases 1 to 714 code for a protein of 237 amino acids. The transcript has 2 exons.